Penaeus monodon (black tiger shrimp) is the source of this 2500-nucleotide messenger RNA. RefSeq names its product coiled-coil domain-containing protein 63-like (gene Ccdc114). Lineage: Eukaryota; Metazoa; Arthropoda; Malacostraca; Decapoda; Penaeidae. Bases 1 to 1560 code for a protein of 519 amino acids. The transcript has 11 exons. The record is from RefSeq and is a predicted model, not a curated record.
AUGGCGAAACGCCCGGAAAAGACAGACGCAGAACGAGAGGAUGUUGAACUCGAGGGUGCGGAGAGCCUCUUGGCCAAACUCAAGAAGCAGUACCGGAUGAUGGAAAGGAAACCGAAGGCAAUAUCGAGACGAGGCUACCGUCCUGCUGGUACGCCAGAGAGGGAGCGACCUGAACCCUGGCCAUGGUACCCGCAGAACGAGUCACGUGACCAGCGAACCAUCUCUACCCUGGCUUCCACACUCGACCGCCAAGCCAAGUACCAACAGCUGAUUGAUGAGGAGAGGGAUAAAAUCAGCGAAUUGGACGGUUCCAUCGCAGCGGCCGAGAAGAAAGUUCGAGAGUCCCGCCGCCGGGUGCCGUCCGCCCGCCAACUCGAGUCGAGGCGGAUGACGGCGCUCAGUGCCAAGAAGGCUCUGCAAAACCGCAUCCAGCAGGCAACUGUUCGUCUGAACGCAGUGCUCGCUGACAACCGCGUCUUGAGGACAAAUCUCGAAAACCUUUUGAAAGAACGUGACAAAUUUAUGCUUCAGGCUCAGCGUCUGGAAAAGCAGCUGCAAGGAACAGUCAAGAGAAAGAGCGACGUAAUGGACCAGGUCACCAAAGCAUACUCCGAGAGAGACGAAGCCCAGACGAAGAUGCGCGCCCUUAGGGAACGCGCCGAACGGGAUGCCCAACAAUAUACCCACGAACUGAAGAAACUACAGCGAGCUCUCGACCACCAACAGCACUUGAGGGCUUUUGUGGCCACGAUCUCUGCAGGAGAAGAAGAGGAGACAUCGAGGCGAAAAGCGGACGGAGAAGGCGUAGAGCCCAGGGGACCAGAGCAGACUCUAAUAACCUACAGAGCCUCCGUGUCUCACCUGAGGGAGAUGAGCGGCGAAGACUCGGUGGACUCACUGGUCACGAACUACUUGCAAGCUGAGAACGAUAACUACACCCUCUUUACGUACAUUUCUGACCUGAAUAACGAGGUAACAAGCUUGACCACAGAAGUCCGACGUCUUCGCGAGCAGAUCGAAGACACACGAAACAAGAGCGCCGAACACGAACGCGAAACGCAACGAACCAUCUCGCAGCUCCUGGCGGACGUGGAGAGCGCCGACGAAGCCGUGGAGCUCCUGGAGGCGGACCUCAGGCGAGCGGAAGAGACGCUAACUGAGAUGAAGACGGCGACACAAGAGCUCUUCGACCUAAUGCAGUGCGACCCGCAGCCGGUGGUGGCCAUCGUGGGUGGAGGAGAAAUCACCAGCGCGUCUGUGUCCGUCUACCUCUCCGUGGUAGAACAACGUGUCCACGAAGUCCUGCAGUUGAGGCAGUUCCUGCUUGCGGAGGAGCUGGGUCCAGGGUCAGGGUUCGGAGACGAUGUACCACACGACGAUGGAUCCGAAGGGAGGUCUUCAUCGGCCUCGUCCACGCGCCUCGUCCUGCCCAUUGGGAAACCCCAGUUGAGCCACGCUGCACAUGCCAACGAUGAAGAGCCAGUAAAUGGUGGCCCUCUCACCCAUGUGGACCUCAUGUCCAACAUGAGGAGGUUCAUUCCAGACUCAGGCGAUAAUUAAGGGGUUGUCGUACGCUGAUGCACACAUUUACACAUUUAUAAAUAUCAAUACGAGUAGAUACUGCAAUUUAAAGAGAGAGAGAGAGAGUAAGAUUGAGAGGGAGAUAGAAAGGGAGUAAUCGUUUGUCUGUUCAACAAAGUACAUUAGCAUUGAUAACUGACAUGAAGUUACCCUGCUAAAUCACAUCUUACGGAUAGAAAUAGGAUAUAAUCUGAAGGCAGAUACGAAAACUAUAAAUGCAAAGAUGUACACGAGAACGGAGAAAUUAAAGAAGCAGAGAGAGGCUGGGGAACAGAUGAGAGAAUGAGGGAGAAGCAUGAUGAAAAUGAUAGAAAUAAUACGGAAAAAAGAGAGGAAAACCUGAAAUUUCUUUGUGUGUGUGUGUGUGUGUGUUUGUAAACUGCUAGUGCUUGUUACUUAACUGACACUAUAUUCUAUCUACAUGCCCUCUGUAAUACUAGUUCCUUAAAGGAAUAAAUUAAUAUUACAACCAUAAUCAUUAUCAAGGCUGUACCAUCAUUAAUACCUUUGCCGUUACUCUUUUUUUAUGUAGGGUGAUGUUAUUACCUUUGUUAUCUGUUUUUGACCAUUGCUGCCGUUUCAUCAUUAUACACCAGUAUCAGGAAGUAUAGUAUAUGCACACCCGAUAUAUUUCCGUUGAUACCUGUUCGUAUACAUAAUCAGUUGAAAGAGAAGGCAAGAAAAUGUAUGAAAGUGCAGUAAAGCAAAUAAAUUAUUAAGAUGUUAUAUAAUAAGGUUGGACAGAAGAUAAGUUUUAUUUAAAAAUGGCUUAUAGAAAAUAACUAUUAUAGUUAAACGAUGUUAACUACAAUAAAUACACUGAUAAAAAUGAGGAAACACUUGAAAUUAUUUUACAAACCUAUGCUUACUUAAUCUCUACACAUCACAAUGUAUUCUCAUUUGUUCGAAGUUGUAUUCA